UUUGUCAGUAACCAUCGGACCGCGGUACGGGUGUGUUGUGCUGUUAAUAUACGCCGGGUCAUAUUAUAGGGUAUGAAACCUCGCGGUUUUUGUAACUUCCAUAAAAACUGAAGUCUACGCGAAGUUAAUUGUUUUUUUUAUAGUGACGUGUUAUUAAUCAGUAAUACCUACGUAUGGUUGUAACUUCGUUGAAAUCGAUUUAUUAUUGAGAAUAAAUCCUAAGUUGUGUGAAAUUGUGAUGUGCGUGGUGCAUUAGCGCUCCUCGAGUUAUGUUUAUCAAGGCCGCGCCAGUGGUGGCCGAAGAGGAGCGCCGUGGUUCAGUGUCCAAUUGGUUUUCGUCGUUGAGACGUGGCGGUCGACGCAAACGCGAGGACAGUGCUGUUCCGACCGGCUAUGGCUCAUUAGGCAGAAGGAAGGAUGGCACCCAGUCUCGCAGCAAGACGAGGUCGGCCUGGGAUCUAACCACCGUCACCAGACUGCAACUCAAAGAUGAGCUCGGUGAGGUGGUGGCAGAACUGGAGGCCCUCGACGGGCAGGAGGAGUGCAAGCAAAAUAGUAAAGCCAAACAGAUGAGCAUAGGCAGGAAGAAAUUUAAUAUGGACCCUAAGAAAGGUAUCGAAUAUCUAUAUGAAAAUGGACUAUUGCAAAGAACGCCGGAAGACGUAGCACAGUUUCUCCAUAAAGGAGAAGGGCUCAGUAAAACAGCGAUAGGAGACUACCUCGGCGAGCGCUCGGACUUCAACGAGGCGGUGCUCCGGGCAUUCGUCGAGCUGCACGAUUUCACGGACUUGAUACUUGUACAGGCGUUAAGACAAUUCCUAUGGAGUUUUCGUCUGCCCGGUGAAGCGCAAAAGAUCGACCGCAUGAUGGAGAGUUUCGCUCAACGCUACUGCCAACUGAACCCCGACAUAUUCACGAACGCGGACACGUGCUACGUGCUCAGUUUCGCGAUAAUCAUGCUCAAUACGUCGCUGCACAACCCCAGUGUGAAGGACAAGCCCACGCCGGAACAGUUCGUAGCCAUGAACCGCGGCAUCAAUAACGGUGGCGAUCUACCUCAAGAAUUGCUCUUGUCUCUAUACGAGUCUAUAAAGACGGAGCCGUUCAAAAUACCAGAAGACGACGGUAAUGAUCUCAUGCAUACCUUCUUCAAUCCUGAUAAAGAGGGGUGGCUGUGGAAACAGGGUGGCAGGUAUAAGUCCUGGAAGAGACGAUGGUUUAUACUAAAUGAUAACUGUCUUUACUACUUCGAGUACACGACGGACAAAGAGCCGCGGGGCAUCAUUCCAUUAGAAAAUAUAUCUGUCCGCGCUGCGAGCGACCGCCAGCGCCCGCACUGCCUCGAGCUGUACGCCAGCGGCGGCGCCGACCUCAUCAAGGCUUGCAAGACCGACUCCGAAGGGAAGGUUGUGGAGGGCAAACACACCGUCUACAGAAUGUCUGCGGCUACUGCUGAAGAACGCGACGAGUGGAUUGAAUGCCUACGGCGCUCAAUAAGUCACAACCCAUUCUACGAUAUGCUCGCACAACGAAAGAAGAAGGCUCAGCACAAUUUGCACUCCGGCUCGCACUAGCGCGCACCAGCCCGCACCAGCCCGCACCAGCCCGCACCAGCCCGCACCGAGCGACCCCUAGCGCGCUAAGCCCGCACCGUUGGUACCUAACAUAAAACUAGUGAACUGUACAUGAGUUGAACUCGGCCUACCACGUUUUAGAACACCAAUUUUGAUUCGUAAGAAGCUAGAGUUUCUUUUUCGAACUAUACACGAUGUUAUAGCAUCGAAGACUUGUUAGCUACUAGGGGGUGUUGUAUUCUGAUAAUAUGAGAAAAAUGGGCAAAUACAGAAUAAAGUUCGUUGUUAAGAUUUAUGUGUAAAUAAAUAAUUGAAAAAGUGAUCACAAAUUAAAAGUGUAAGUGCGGUCACAAAAUGGAUUGGAACUGAAGACAUUCUGUUGAGACAACUUUUUGAAUUUUAUUUCUUAGUUGUCAAUGAUGAAAUGAAAAUGGUUUUACAUUGAUCAGGCAGUCGGAGUGAUAUAUACAUUAUAUGUAUCUUAAAAUAUACGGAUUGGCAGAGUACAAGGAUAUUCAUUACUAUGAUUUUACUUAUGAUAUUAAAACAAUUUUGGCCAUCGGUGCAAAUCAUAUAAAGAAAUAUCUUACUUGGUAUUAUUACGGAUUAAACUUAAUUGAUAUUAUUUUUAUUUUAAUAAGACUAACGUUCGUUCCCUGGACUACAUUGUCAUGAAUGAGAUGUGGAGAACAGAGUCCAGUACAUAUAUACUUGUAUUUCAUUAGAUAUAUUAUUAGCAGAUUUUGAAGCCGCGUUUGUUGGCACCGAAACUAGUUAACGGAGUCAAACAGUUGUCAAGGUCCUUGUUACUGUUUAUUUAUAACACUGAGUGUAAAUUAAACAAUAUUUAUACGUUUUGCACUGAUGACCUGAUUUAAAGAUUACAUCAAAUCAUGUUCAAGAUGUAGACGUCCAUCUAGUUAUAGUGGCAUGUCUUUUAAUUGAUUUGUUACGGAUGAAACCUGUUGCAGGAUUGCUAAUAUAAUUAUACAAUGAAAAGUAAUAUUACUUAUUACUCUUAUACACCAUUCUGCCAGCGAGAUCGAUCUUGAUGACUAUUAUAUGUAAUGAAAUGUUAACAUUAUAGUCAAUAAGUUUUUAGUUAUUAUGCAUCAGGUUUUAUUCGUAACAAUGAGACAACAUGAAUAAAAUUGUGAUAUUUACAGCCAAUUCUACGACAAGUGAUUAUAGUUGUAGUGGAACGAACAAUAUGUUCAUACAUCAUGGGUCAUAGCUCAUGGUCGGUGUUUAUUGUCCAUGUAAAUAACAAACGCAAGACUGAAACAUAUGUAAACUAUUGCAUCUUGAAUCGAUUAUAUCACAAAAUAAUUAAAUAGUAUUUCAUAUUGAAUUUAUAUUCUUCUUUUGAAAUUUUUAAACCGGUCUAAUUGAUCAAAUUGUUUAUUACUUCUCAGUCGUAUGAAAUGUUCGUUUAUGUUUUAAGAAUGUUGGUCGUUUUAUGACAUGAUCGAUGAGAGAUACCGUGGAUUACCGCCCUUUUAUUGUAAUUAUUUGCGAUUUCUUAUUUGAAGUAUAGAAUGUGAUUGAUUUUUUCGUAAAUAUAUAGAUAGGAUUUUACAAAUUUAUUGAUGCUUCUCGUUGCUUUGACAAUAAUUCGUUUGUUACAAUGGUUUACCGUAUAAAGGUCUAACCAUAGGAUUAUGAUACCAUAAAUAUACACAAUAUAGUAUAUCAUUAGUUGAAAUUUGUAUUCAUUGAAAGUAUUACAUCAUGUAAAAAAAUGAUUAGUGUAGCAGUAGCUUUAUUAUAGUGUAAUAUAGUUAUAAUAAAUCUUAUAAUGUAAAUAUGGCUUAAUAGUUGAUUUGAUUAGAACGUAAGAGGGUUAGGAAAUUGUUCAGAAUAUGUUGUUUUAUAUUUCUUAUAUUAUUUUAAGAUUCAUACAUGAAUGAGUCAUUUUUGAAUUAUAUUUUUAGUAUAUGAAUUAUUUAUACAUAUAGCUGGAUACAAGAAGAUUUUUUUCAUCAUGUAGUAUAAUUGAUACUUGGGAAUACAUUUUUUAUGAACUUACUGGUACCGCUAAACAAAUAUGUUAACUAUAUUCCGUAUAAUGAUUAUAACAAUGUCAUUCAUUCAUUCAUACACACAUUUACAAUUAAUACUCUCGACGUAUACAAUCUUUAGUAAGAACUUAAGUAUCUGAUGUAAUCUUUCAUAAAAAAUAAUAUUAAUGAAUGAAUAUUAAGAACUGACGGGCAGUUUCUGUGCGUACUAGUUAAUCUGAGCGGACCAAAUAAUUCAUUUCUUGAUACAUUUUCAGAUUAUCAAUGUUAUUUGAUACUCGUUAUUUAUUUCGGUCCAAACGAUUUAAACUCGUAUACAUACAUACAUAAAAAUACAUUUAUUUAUAAAUACUUUUACUUACUUUUCAUUUAUAACUUUUCUAAACACAAUAAAGUCGCUCUGUAUUUUUCACAUUUUACUUUAUAUAAGACUUACGUAACUUGGGGCCGAAAUUAAUAAUAGCUUAGUUAUUUGUGUGUUGAAGGCAAAAAGAAAAUUAAUUUUGUUUCGUUGCAAGUUUAAAUGAACAUUGUUUAUUGUUAUGCAACAGUGUGUCAGUCGAAAACUUUUGUAUCGUUAUAAGUAUGAGAAAAAAUGAGUAAUUUAUUUAUAUGUUGCUAACUAUUCAUUGUUCCAUGCAAUAUUUAACGUCACUUGCUUAAUGGUAGCUAUUGUUUGCCUAUAUAACUAAUAAUAUGAAAAAUUGACACAUUUUUGCAUAACAUAUUGAAGAAAAUGUAAAUAAGAUUUAUAAUAAAGUCUAGGUUAUAAUCACAUAUUUAGGGAAAGGUGCCUAACGAUCUGUAAUUAUUUAAGUUAGUUUAGUUACAAUAAAGCUGUGUAAAUUUGCGUAAAUAUAUUAAUUUAUCUCAAUCGUAAUUGUAAUGAUUUAUAUGACAACGGAUAUGUGCAUAAUAAUGAUGUAAAUAAUUUUGUAUGAAAGAAAUACAUUAUUAUCAUUAUUUA
Vanessa tameamea is the source of this 4562-nucleotide messenger RNA. It is a transcript of the gene step, whose product is annotated as steppke. The record is from RefSeq and is a predicted model, not a curated record. Gene Ontology annotation, molecular function: guanyl-nucleotide exchange factor activity. The coding region runs from base 270 to 1574 and encodes 434 amino acids. The transcript is spliced from 9 exons. Gene Ontology annotation, biological process: regulation of ARF protein signal transduction. NCBI's taxonomy places the organism in Eukaryota, Metazoa, Arthropoda, Insecta, Lepidoptera, Nymphalidae.